This is a messenger RNA of Arachis duranensis, 1053 nucleotides long. RefSeq lists its product as uncharacterized. NCBI's taxonomy places the organism in Eukaryota, Viridiplantae, Streptophyta, Magnoliopsida, Fabales, Fabaceae. Bases 1 to 1053 code for a protein of 350 amino acids. The transcript has 2 exons. The record is from RefSeq and is a predicted model, not a curated record.
AUGAUGAAACAGCAAGAACUUACAAACAAGAACAAUGAAGCUUUCAUAAGAAAUAUAGAAAGGCAGAUUGGGCAGCUUUCCAAGCAAGCUGUGAUUGAAAGGCCAAAAAGCUCACUCCCAAGUGACACCAUUCCAAAUCCUAAAGAAGAAUGCAAAGCUAUACAGCUAAGGAGUGGAAAAACCUUAGUGAAUGACAAGAAGCCAACUGAGAAUGAUGAAGCUAACAGCAAGAAUGAUGCUACACUCAACAAGGAUGAUCAAGAGAAGCCUGAAGAGGGAGAGAAACAGCCACAAAUCUCAAGGAAAGGGAAGCAAAUAAUAGAAGAAUCAUCUCAAGGACAUAAGCAAGUGGAGAAGACUUUCACACCUCCCUUCCCAUACCCUCAAAGGUUCAACAAGGAAACCAAGGAUCAACACUUCCCCAACUUUCUUGAAGUUUUCAAGAAAUUGGAAAUUAACAUCCUCCUGGCCGAAGCAUCAAAGCAGAUGCCUCUAUAUGCUAAAUUCUUGAAAGAACUUAUCAAUAAAAAGAGAAGUUGGCAUGAGAAGGAAACAGUGCUUCUCACUGAAGAAUGCAGUACUUUGAUUCAAAGGGGUAUUCCACCAAAGCUUAAAGAUCCAGGGAGUUUUGUAGUUUCAUGUACCAUAGGCAAGAUGACAUUAGACAAAGCUCUCUGUGAUCUUGGUGCUAGUAUCAAUUUGAUGCCCCUCUUAAUGAUGAGAAAGCUUUCCAUAGAAAAACUCAAACCUACCAGGAUGUUAUUGGUAAUGGCCGAUAGAUCAAUCAAGAUACCCAAUGGCAUUGUGGAAAAUCUAUUGGUGAAGGUUGGAGAGUUCAUCUUCCCUGCAGACUUUGGAGAAAUAAUCUUCAGGGUGCACAAUGAGCAAAUGGUCAUCAAUGUUUUCAAAGCAAUGCAACACCCCCCUGAGCAAGAAGAUUACAUGAGAGUAGAUAUGAUAGAAAGUUUGGUGGAAGAAAUAUUGGAAGCCAAGCAUCAUGAGCAACAAAAAAAGAAGGGGAAGAAGAUCAGGAGACAAUGGAAGCACAAGUAG